CCAGGUACACAGUAAAGCGUGGCUGCAGCUCCUCCCCCAGACCUGAAUGAGGACCAGCUAGGCAGUCCUCCCUCCGCUACUGCUAACUCAACUGCGGAACCACGGGAAGGAAACAGUCGUCUGCUCGCAUUUGUAGCUCGAAGUUGAGGUGCAGCAUUAAGACGGAGGCCUAUCCCAUCGAUAACCUGGAGCUCAUGGACUGCAGCUGAGACAACACACGAGAACAGACACAAGUUCCACGUUAGCUCAAGUUAAUGUUAGCUAGUUGCGUCGUUUGACAGCUAACGCUAACUAGCUAGUCUCAUUGGUAUUCGACGUCAGUUUCAAAACAAAGCCCGCAAAACCGAGAAGUUCAGACUCAGCUGUCACCUCCUGCAAGAUCACUUGGAGAGAUUAAAUCUUCUAACAUAUCCGAGAUACAUUCCGCCUUUAACACACUCAGUUAAUGGCUCUUUAACCCUGAUUUGCUGACGUUAAUGCUGAGUUAAAGAAGCCGCAGGUUUGGACUCAGAAGUUUGUAGCAAGCUAGCUUUAAUUUGCUUGUGCAGAUAGAAUUUGGAUCAAGAUUUUAUCUAAAGCUUGGAUUUAAAUGUCCGAAAAGAGUUCAUCGUCCGGCUCGGAUGAGGAUGUGGACCCUGAAUCCGGGCAGCCUGUGGAGCACGGAGGCGUUUUAAGCAAGUGGACAAAUUACAUCCACGGAUGGCAGGACAGAUGGGUCGUGCUGAAAAACAAUACCUUGAGCUACUACAAGUCGGAGGAUGAACGGGAGUACGGCUGCAGGGGGUCCCUGUGCCUCAGCAAGGCUAUCAUCACACCUCACGAGUUUGACGAGUGUCGUUUUGACAUCAGCGUUAACGACAGCGUUUGGUACCUGCGAGCUGAAGAUCCUGAGCACAGACUCCAGUGGAUUGAGUCGAUAGAACUGCACAAGGCCGAGUCUGGAUAUGGUUCAGAAACCAGUCUCAGGCGUCAUGGUUCCAUGCUGUCUCUCACCUCUGCAGCCAGUGCCUUGUCUGCUACAUCUACGUCCUCUUUCAAGAAGGGGCACAGGUUGCGUGAGAAACUAGCAGAGAUGGAAACCUUUCGGGACAUUCUGUGCAGACAAGUGGACACCCUGCAGAAAUACUUUGACUCCUGCUCUGAUGCUGUCUGUAAAGAUGAAUUUCAAAGAGACAGAGUGGUGGUAGAGGAUGAAGAUGACUUCCCACCCACUACAAGGACCUGAUGGUGAAUGUAUCACAACCACAACGGCAGCAAAGAGAAAUUGUUUCCCCCGACGAGUCCAAAAGGAAUGAACGGGAUAGACUUCAAGGGGGAGGCUAUCACCUUCAAGGCCACCACAGCAGGAAUCCUCUCUACCCUGUCUCACUGCAUCGAACUGAUGAUGAAAAGAGAGGACAGCUGGCAAAAGAGACUGGACAAGGAGCUAGAGAAGAGGAGGCGGGUAGAAGAUGCCUACAAGUCUGCAAUGAAUGAACUGAAGAAAAAGUCACACUAUGGAGGCCCUGACUACGAGGAGGGACCCAACAGCCUGAUCAACGAGGAUGAGUUCUUUGAUGCUGUGGAAGCUGCUCUGGACAGACAAGACAAGAUAGAAGAGCAGUGCCAGUCGGAGAAAGUGAGGAUACCUCGACUGACUCCGGUGCCUCCUGGGGACGCCUACUCGACGAUCGGUACACACCGAUAUGCCGCCAAGGUGGAGGAGAUGGUGCAGAAUCAUAUGACUUACUCUCUUCAGGAUAUGGGUGGAGAUGCCAACUGGCAGCUAGUAAUAGAAGAAGGAGAGAUGAAGGUGUACAGGAGAGAAGUCGAGGAGAACGGUAUCGUCUUGGAUCCUCUUAAAGCUACACAUGCGGUAAAGGGGGUGACAGGACACGAGGUCUGCCACUACUUCUGGGACACAGCUGUCCGAUUGGACUGGGAGACCACCAUUGAAAAUUUCAACGUUGUGGAAACACUCUCAGAUAACGCGGUCAUUGUUUAUCAGACACACAAGAGAGUGUGGCCGGCAUCGCAGAGAGACGUCCUCUACCUGUCUGCCAUCAGGAAGAUCCUGGCAACGAAUGAAAAUGAUCCUGACACAUGGCUGGUCUGCAACUUUUCUGUGGACCAUGAAAAUGCUGCACCUACAAACCGAUGUGUUCGUGCCAAAAUCAAUGUCGCCAUGAUCUGCCAAACUCUGGUCAGUCCACCAGAGGGCGACAAAGAAAUCAGCAGAGACAACAUACUCUGUAAGAUCACCUACGUUGCCAAUGUAAACCCAGGAGGUUGGGCUCCAGCCUCAGUCCUCAGAGCCGUGGCCAAGAGAGAGUAUCCCAAGUUCCUUAAACGCUUCACUUCCUACGUCCAGGAGAAAACUGCUGGGAAGCCCAUCCUCUUCUGAGCACAAAUUGGCUCUGGGAGGCCAAGGUUGCCUUUUGGUGGACUGCAUUGUUCAUGGCUCUCAAUGACCACAUGAUCCAUUCACCAGUCGAAAAGAAUGUGCUUUCAAUCUUCCUACAUGCUGGACACCAUAUCAUUCAGGAUGUCCCACUGGACACCUGUUUGUAGGACAGACUGGUUUUGUGGCUUUAAUCCAUCAGUAGUUGUCAUCCAGCCUCAUUGUAAUGGCCUAACACCAUCAGUUGGUCAUGAGUACAUCUGUAUGUAAAUUCAAGAGUUUCCUAAAGUGGUUUUGAAUUGUUGUUUACCAAUUAUUUGCUUUUUGUAAAUUGUUUUGUACAUUUCUUAUGAUUAUAUAUUUCUUGACUUUAUUGGGUUUGCUUUUAAUCACUAGUAUUACAGCUACUUGUGUUGCUGCUGCUAAAGUAAAGUACUACCACGAGAGAGGAAAGCAGGUCAUGAGUGGAAAUGCAUUAAUGAAGUGUGGUACAGUGUCUCCUCUUGCUUGCCUUCUCCUGUCCCUCUAGUGAUGACUUGCUCUGCAGUUUGAUGGAGGGUCAGAGCCCAAAGCUUAGAAAUCUUUAUAUUUCUAGAUUGUUCUAAAGUAGCUUACGGAGAGCACCAUGGACACAAUGUAUUGACAGAGAAAACAAACAGUUUUCAGUUAGUUUACCAAUAUGAGAAAUGUGAAUUGACUGUUAAAUUUGAUAAGCUUGAAUUUGAUGACAG
Molecule: messenger RNA, 3111 nt
Organism: Notolabrus celidotus (New Zealand spotty)
Lineage: Eukaryota; Metazoa; Chordata; Actinopteri; Labriformes; Labridae
Product: ceramide transfer protein-like
Biological process (GO): ER to Golgi ceramide transport
Cellular component (GO): Golgi apparatus
Molecular function (GO): phosphatidylinositol-4-phosphate binding
Source: RefSeq, a predicted model, not a curated record